UGGUCCCAGCCCUCCAAAUCAUGUGAUUCAGGUGUUCCAAUCACCCCCAUGGUCACAGGUGUAUAUUAAAUCAAGCACCUAGGCAUGCAGACUGCUUCUCCAAACAUUUGUGAAACAAUGGGUCACUCUCAGGAGCUAAGUGACUCCAAGCAUGGGUCUCGUGAUAGGUUGCCACCUGUGCAAUAAGUCCAUCCGUGACAUUUCCUGGCUACUAAAUAUUGCACACUCAACUGUUAGUGGGAUUAUAACAAAGUGGAAGCAAUUGGGAACAACAGCAACUCAGCCACCAAGUGGUAGGUCACGUAACAUGACAGAGCGGGGUCAGUGUAUGCUGAAUGCAGUGCAGAAGCCAAAUGGUGUCUGUGGAGUCAAUAGCUUCAGAUUGUGUGGCCUUCAGAUUAGCCACAACAACAGUGCGUAGAGAGCUUCAUGGAAUGGGUUUCCAUGGUCAAGAAGCUGCAUCCAAG
Staurois parvus is the source of this 467-nucleotide messenger RNA. NCBI's taxonomy places the organism in Eukaryota, Metazoa, Chordata, Amphibia, Anura, Ranidae. The record is from the annotation of a GenBank genome assembly.